ACCUUCUUGCCUUUCUUUCCAACUUACUUUCUUCUAGCAUGUCGUCGCCUUAUCCAUACGGUCAAUACCCACCACCGCCUAAUCCGUACUUUCAGCAAGGUGGAUACCCGUACAGCCCACAAGGAUACUAUCAACCAGCUCCUCCUCCACAAGUCAUUUACGCACAACCACCGCAAUAUCAAUAUCAGAGCGAUAAUACCUGCUGUUGGGCAUGUUUGGCUGCCUGCUGUUUCUGCUGCGCAGUUGAGGAGUUUUGCAACUAACAGGAACCAUUUGUUUUUUCUUUGAAACCCGUGUACGGCAUAAUUUCAUUGUUCAACGCAUCCCGCCACCAAAUUAAACGCUACAAGGGCAGAAGAGUGUGAUAUUCCUUGGUCAUUUUUGUUAUUUCUCUUGGUCACAAGCGAUUAUUCACAAGUAUGAUCAUAUUACGCAUGCUUGAAAAAAAAAAAAUGUGAUCGUUUUGG
This is a messenger RNA of Umbelopsis ramanniana AG, 467 nucleotides long. RefSeq lists its product as uncharacterized. The transcript is spliced from 3 exons. Bases 39 to 263 code for a protein of 74 amino acids. The record is from RefSeq and is a predicted model, not a curated record. Lineage: Eukaryota; Fungi; Mucoromycota; Umbelopsidomycetes; Umbelopsidales; Umbelopsidaceae.